Messenger RNA from Paramacrobiotus metropolitanus, 2154 nucleotides. Its product is annotated as acyl-coenzyme A diphosphatase NUDT19-like. Gene Ontology annotation, molecular function: hydrolase activity, acting on acid anhydrides, in phosphorus-containing anhydrides. The transcript has 2 exons. NCBI's taxonomy places the organism in Eukaryota, Metazoa, Tardigrada, Eutardigrada, Parachela, Macrobiotidae. Gene Ontology annotation, cellular component: mitochondrion. The record is from RefSeq and is a predicted model, not a curated record. The coding region runs from base 831 to 1880 and encodes 349 amino acids.
UUCCAUCUCUCGCGCAUAUAGGAAUUAAUACUUAAUUAAGUAAUCAAAGGUUUCAAAUACCUGUGAAGUGCUUCUAGUUCUUCGUUAUCAAUGAUCCAGAUACAACCCCACAGCGAAUCAUGAUCGCCUUCGCGAAUAGUGGCGACAUGUCCUCGCCAUCGGAGACUGUUGUAGUUAAACGUCAAACGAUAACCAAACAGUCGGCCAGGACUAAGUCUUGUGGCGCUAGGGCAACUCAAAUGCAGACGCUCCCGCAACAGAUUACUUCCAAAAGCGAAGUAGAGGAACUUCUUCUCUGGAUCGUGUGAUGAUAACACGGGCAUUUUGAACAGGCUCCGUUUAAUCAAGUGAUUUCCGCAAUGACUCCAACGCUCUGGCGGGGGCAGUGCACUGGCUAGUGCACGCAGAAUUUUGCGAUAAGGCGGAGACGUUAUAGCGGAAUCACAGGAAACUACGGAUCCAGGUUCGACAAAUGCUCCACACGCUCCGACAUGUGCGGACGGGAGUACCUGGUACCUGAUAACGUCUUUCCUACGUAGGAAAGACGUCGACGCUGCCGUAUGCAAUCGAUUUCCGAAGCACCGCAGUGCCACCAGCUGAUCGAAGCGCUCUUUCGGUUUUCAUUGGUUGUUGACGGCACCGCCUUUGUUUACAUAAACCCUACCACAUCAGGAGCGCGAUUACAUAAAUCUUGUCACAUUUUGUUGCCCACAGUUGAAGAUUUUUUUAAACAAUAAUUUUGACAAUGUUUUUAAUUUACAGUUUUCGAUUGUGUUUUUAAUUUGAGACUAACACAGCGGUAUUUGAUUCUUUUGUGUUUUGGGGAUGUCAUGCAAGCUUUACCGUGGCGCGAGUCUGCGUCCUUGAUUUUGGCGUCCGGAACCAGCGCGUUAAAGCUGUUAUGGCUACAGCGCUCCGGUGGACUGUGGGCCAAGAGUCGCGUAUUCGCUGGAGGUGUUGUUGAUGCGUGCGACUUCUCUCCCCGAUGGGAAGAUUGUUUCGCAAAGAAUGCAGCAUCAUUUGACAGCCUUAUCCUUCCUUCUAAUGCAAAUCGACCACCAAUUCUCCAGAGUCGCCCCGGGGAACUGCCACGCGAAAUUGCUCUGCGCAUCACAGCCCUCCGAGAAACUUUCGAAGAAAGCGGAAUAUUAAUUGCCGAACCCAAAAGCAAAAUCCAACAGUUGACCAGCGAACUGGCCGAGUGGCGGAAGAGUGUGACAAAUGACUCGACAAAAUUCCUGGACAUGUGUGAGCAGCUGCACAUUUAUCCUGAUGUGGAAGCGCUGAAAUUGUGGUCCGAUUGGCUAACACCCACCGAUCUGCCGAUCAAACGCUUUGAUACAGUUUUCUUCGUAGCAGAAGGCGAUGAAGGGGUGGAUAUCGAUGUUAACGAAAAGGAAAUGCUCAAUUCGCGCUGGAUGUCUCCUGGCGAGGCGCUGGUGGCCAUGGCCAGCGGGGAAAUCACUCUGCCUCCGCCACAAAUGUACGAAUGUACGCGGCUGAUGCGGUUCAAGUCGGCCAAAGAGCUGGUGGAAUUCGCAGAGAGACGGCAACACUUUGGAGCGAUUCUGUAUCUGCCGGUGAGAAUUCGUUGUGCGGACGGUAUUGUGACCCUUUUCCCAGGUGACGAUGCAUAUCCAUCUAAUCCAGAUUUGUACAAACCUUUACCGCCUGAUGAUCGCACAGUGACCGAACUAAGGAAAGAUGUGAAGAAUCUGCAUCGACUAGAAAGUGACCAUAAAGACACCGUUGUCGAUUUCCACAUGAAUAUAUCUUUAGAUCCGGAACAUUGCGCCCCGGUGAAUUUGUUCAGAAAAUUGGAAAGCUUGGGUGUCCAUGGUUUUUCCGGAACCCCAAGGCUUAAGCCCCAAACGUCUUAACGAAGCCAGUUUUAAUUGACCGACAAUACUUAUUGUUGCGCUCAAACCAGUUUAAUCGAAUGGCAUACUUCUAUGCUAAUAAUUGUAGUACACUAAUUUAUUUUAAAUGUCGCAGUAUUAAAAGAUUUCCUGGAAAGUGCGAAUCUAUGUGGCACUUUGAAGCCAUUUCUGCCAUUGGCUUACCAGCAAGAAAACUUUGAAAAGUUACAAAAUUCUGCUGCUGUGUGAGGGAUUUCCCGAAAAAAGUGUUCGUAGCCAAAAAUACGGGUUUUUU